Molecule: messenger RNA, 1260 nt
Organism: Closterium sp. NIES-67
Lineage: Eukaryota; Viridiplantae; Streptophyta; Zygnematophyceae; Desmidiales; Closteriaceae
Source: the annotation of a GenBank genome assembly
ACAGAGGCAUGGAUCCUAUCAGCUGGUGCAUCCUGAGGUGAAUCUGCGUUUGCUUGUGCUUCUGCUUGGGCUGUGCUUGCUUCUGAAACUCUCAGAGAAACCGCGAAUCUGUCCUAGCAGUUCGAGCCUCUCCAGCGGAAGACCCGCGAGGCUUACCCCGCGCAAGCAAGCGAUCGUUAGUCUUAGUGUGUCUGGUCUCGGCUGUCUUCGUCUCCUUAGGGCAUUUUGAGUGGAUUUCGGAGGCUUGAUUUCCGCCAUGGAGCAGUAUGAGAAGGUCGAGAAGAUCGGAGAAGGGACGUAUGGUGUCGUGUACAAAGCUCGUGAUAGGCUGACCAAUGAAACGAUAGCGCUGAAGAAGAUUCGGCUAGAAGCCGAAGACGAAGGUGUCCCUAGUACCGCCAUCAGAGAGAUCGCACUGUUGAAGGAGAUGCAGCACGGGAAUAUUGUUAGGCUUCAGGACGUCGUGCAUGCUGACCGAAGGUUGUACCUCGUCUUCGAGUACCUCGAUUUGGACCUUAAGAAGCAUUUAGACACAAGUCCUCACAUUGCACAGGACAGGAUGAUUAUCAAGUCUUACAUGUACCAGAUUCUUCAAGGAGUAGCAUACUGCCACGCUCACCGCGUGUUGCAUCGGGACUUGAAGCCUCAGAACCUUCUCAUCGACCGUCAGACGAACUCCUUGAAGCUUGCUGACUUCGGGCUUGCCAGAGCGUUCGGGAUUCCAGUGCGAACGUUCACGCACGAGGUCGUGACCCUGUGGUAUAGGGCCCCAGAAAUCCUUCUGGGCUCGAAUCACUACGGAACGCCUGUUGACAUUUGGUCGGUUGGUUGUAUUUUCGCGGAGAUGAUCAAUCAGCGCCCCCUAUUUCCAGGAGAUUCCGAAAUUGAUGAGCUGUUUAAAAUAUUCAGAUUGUUGGGAACGCCAAAUGAUGAGAACUGGCCAGGAGUUUCACAACUUCCUGACUACAAGACUUCAUUUCCUCAAUGGACAGCCAAGGAUCACCAGUCUAUCGUGCCAACAUUGGAGAAGAGUGGGAUCGAUCUUUUGUCGAAAAUGCUUUGUCUGGACCCAAGCAAGCGCGUCACUGCCCGAGAAGCGCUUGAGCACGAGUAUUUUAGGGAUUUGUUAAAUCUUGCUGGUCAUUGAGGGAGCUGUCAUGUGACCAGUUUUUCACAUGUUUUUCAUCGCGUACACAUCACUUUUGUUUGCUGUGUAUAAUACGUGCAUUGCUAACAUCCCUAUAUUACCAUCGAAUUAUG